AUUGCAUUUGCUGUUUAUUUCAAAAUCUGGAAACGGCAUUGAACCUGACCUCUGCCCUUACCUUGACCUGUAUUUGUCCUAUCUCCAGACCAAGGGUUUGACUACGUCUCGACCUCUCCAUUUUUGUCGCUAAUAUAACAAAUAUCUAAAACAAAAUGGCUGAACCACUUAAAGUUGUUGUGACUGGUGCUGCUGGCCAGAUAGCCUAUUCUUUGUUAUAUUCUGUAGCUAAAGGAGAUGUGUUUGGAUAUGACCAGAGCCUGGAGCUUAACCUGUUGGACAUAACUCCAAUGAUGGAAGUAUUAAAUGGGGUUGUUAUGGAGCUUCAAGACUGUGCUAUUCCACUUGUCAAAAAAAUUACUGCCACAGAUGACCCCAAUGUCGCAUUCAAAGAUGUGAAUGCUGCUUUUAUGGUUGGAGCCAUGCCUCGCAAAGAUGGGAUGGAAAGAAAAGAUUUACUUAAAGCUAACGUCAAGAUUUUCAAAGCUCAGGGACAAGCUAUGGAUAAAGUAGCCAAGAAAACCGUUAGGGUUGUUGUUGUUGGAAACCCAGCAAACACAAAUGCCUGCAUUCUGAGCAGGUAUGCUCCAUCUAUUCCCAAAGAAAACUUCACUUGUCUUACUAGACUUGACCAAAACAGGGCUCAGGCUCAGAUUGCUGCAAGGCUUGGUGUUACCACUGACAAGGUGACCAAUGUAAUCAUCUGGGGCAACCAUUCCUCAACUCAGUUUCCUGAUGUUGCUCAUGCCAAAGUUGAACUUAAUGGACAAGUUGUACCUGUACCUGAAGCUGUGAAAGAUGAUAACUACCUGAAAAAUGACUUCAUUAAAACUGUGCAACAACGAGGAGCAGCUGUUAUCAAAGCACGCAAACUGUCUAGUGCUAUGUCAGCUGCUAAAGCUGCUUGUGACCACAUGCAUGAUUGGUUUGUCGGCACUAAAGGAAGCAACUGGGUUUCAAUGGGUGUCAUCUCUGAUGGCUCCUAUGGCAUUAAAGAAGGUCUGAUGUACAGUUACCCAGUGCAGAUUAAAGACAAAAAAUGGUCCAUUGUCCAGGGACUCAGCAUCAAUGAGUUUGCCAGAGAAAAAUUGGAUGCCACUGCUGCAGAACUAGAUGAAGAGUUGGAAGCUGCUGUUGCUGAAUGCACUGAUUGACUUACUAGUACCAAACUUGUCAACAAGCUAUGAUAUCAUUUGAUAUGGACUCUAUUGCUCAGUUGUUCAAUUCACUCAUUAUAUUCUCAAAUAGUGAAUGGUUUUGUGUUUAAUAUUUACUGGUAGUGGUCGGUUGUUUGUCAAAGCUUCACUAGGAGUUCAGCCAUUUAUUGUACUAAUAACCAGAUUAAUGAUUCUGAGUGAAACAUUCUUGUAGAUUUGUGUUGUCAUAAUGGUAAUUUGACAGGUACUAGGUCUUGUGCUAAUUAUCUAAAUGUUAAUUGGACUUUGAACUAGAUUGAAAUAAACUAAUACAAUCUUU
Messenger RNA from Biomphalaria glabrata, 1476 nucleotides. RefSeq names its product malate dehydrogenase, cytoplasmic. Bases 156 to 1154 code for a protein of 332 amino acids. Lineage: Eukaryota; Metazoa; Mollusca; Gastropoda; Planorbidae. Gene Ontology annotation, biological process: tricarboxylic acid cycle; oxaloacetate metabolic process; malate metabolic process. Gene Ontology annotation, molecular function: L-malate dehydrogenase (NAD+) activity. Gene Ontology annotation, cellular component: mitochondrion; cytosol. The transcript is spliced from 8 exons. The record is from RefSeq and is a predicted model, not a curated record.